ACCUACGUCACAUCCUAGUAGUUCGUUCCCAAGAGCGCGGUCAGUGUCUGAAAUCUGCAGUUUUCUCACCUGAAACCACGUGAAGUCGAGAAUCAGCAGAAGAAAUAGAUAUAUUCUCACUUAACAUGAGUGACGACCCGGACUCCCCAUCUGAAAGGGAGAUGAAGGAUUUCCAGUUCCGGCAAAUGAAGAAAACCAGAGUCUUCGACUCCCCCGAAGAUCUUCCAAAGGAGAGAUCCAACUUGCUAUGCCUCUCCAACAAAUUUGGUCUGACAUUUGUUGGACACGAAAGAGAACUGAAAGUAUACUUCACCCGGGACAUUAUAGCUGCAGAUAAAGUUGAGGGCAACUCCAAUGAAAUAGUGGAGGGAAUCGCUGCACUGGUGGAGGUUCCUGUGGAGUUGCCCCUGCACCACUUGGCUCUUAGCAGUGAUGAGCUCACUCUGUCAGUGUGUGGCAUGUCAGAGGAGUCUGGCCUCUUGCUGGCUUUCUAUGAUGUCCGCAUCUUUAUCAACAAGGCCAGACCCCAAAAGUUACCAUUUGCAUCAUUGAGACCUGCAGCGUGCCUCGGCACUUGUGUCCAGGACCUGAAAUGGAACCCUGUGCAGGCGUCAAUCCUGGCAUCCUGUCUAUCUGACGGCAGUAUGAUGGUGGUAGAGGUGACUGGCAGUGCCACAAUUCAGGCCCAGCUCCCCUCUGUUGUGGGCAUUACAUGCCUAUGUUGGAGUCCCAAAGGAAAGCAAGUAGCUGUGGGAAAAAUGAACGCCACCGUCAGCCAGUAUACUCCGACACUGCAGGAAAAGAAAGUCAUCCCAUGUCCAAGCUUUUACAGCUCUGACAACCCUGUCAAAGUGCUCGACGUGCUGUGGCUGAGUACGUAUAUGUUUGCUGUGGCAUACGCUGCUGCUGACGGCUCCCCCGAGACCCCCCCAGAAUUGGUGGUUGUGUCCCUGCCGAAAAAAGAGGAUAAGAGGGAAGAGAGGUACCUCAACUUCAAUGACCUGGUGUAUGGUACCUGUACCGAGAGGCAGCACCACUACUUUCUUAGCUACAUUGAAGACUGGGGCAUUGUUCUUGCUGCAUCUGCAGCCUCCAUUGAAGUCAGCAUCAUUGCCAAGCAAGAGGAUACGACUAAUUGGGAACUGUGGCUGCUAGAGGAUGCCAGUCGAGGAGAGCUGCCUGUCACCCAGACCAACGACGACACACUGCCUCUGGGGUUAGCCAUAGACUACACCAGUCAACAGCAGAUACACAUCACGGAUGAGAAAACUCUGCCCCCUGUGCCCACCCUGCUGAUACUUUCCACGGAUGGGGUUUUGUGCCCCUUCGCCCUGCUCAACCUCAACCCAGGCGCCAAGCAACUUGUCACAGCUCCUGUCAGCCUGGUCCUGGAGGGGGAAAGGGACCUCCCCGCAGUUUCCGUAGCUGCCCUGCCCACCAUCAAGCCCAGCCCUGGCCUCCCUCCAGCCACCAUCAAGCCCAGCCCUGGCCUCCCUCCAGCCACCAUAGCAUCCCGCCCUUCCUCUGCUGCUAUGGCCCCAUCCACCAUCUCGUCCCCUGCCCCCUUCGCUGCCCCCACCUCCUCAUCCUUCUCCCUUCCCUUCUCCUCUUCCUCCUCCGUGGCUACCUCCUCCUCUGCCUUCUCCUUUGGGGGGUCGGUCCCAGCCUUUGGCUUGGCCACAGGCUCCACUGUUCCCUCUGGCUUCUCUUUUGCCACUAAGCUCCCCUCUGACAUCUCGUCAGCCUCCGCCUUCUCGUUCAGUGCCCCCUUGGUAAAGCCGCAAAUGGAAGCGGCCCCACCUCCGGCCUCAGUCGCCCCCACCCCCCAGUGCUACGCAACCGCGUCUCCCAUGAUUGUUCAAAGGGGCACGUCUGAGCCUGCCACCCCAGUGGUCAAGCUCAAUCUCAAUGACAGGUUUUUGGCAGUGGAGACUCCAGUUGCAGCACCAGCCUCCCAGACUUUCUCUUUUGCCCCCACCCAUAAGACUGUCUUCACUGAGCCAGUCAGCGAGACGAUUGCUGUUACCAAAACCCCCAUCAUUCCAGCCCCAGUACGGCCAGUCCAAAUCAGCUCAACCUCUUCUGUGGGACAAAGGCCUGCCCCGUCCCAAACAAGUAAUCCUACUUCCCAGACUGCAGCUCAGGCCGUUAAAACUUUGGAAAAAGAACUUAAGCAGAGGAAGGACUCCGACCCCGUCAUGGCCGGUAUUCUGGAAGAGAUCGGCCACUUCCAAAAGGAGCUGGAUGAAUUGAAGGCUCGCAGCAAUAAGGCAGACUUCCGGGUUGGCACCGGUGAGGAGAUGAGGGAGCUAAGGAAGGAAUCUGAGGACCUUCAUGUCUUCACCCUGGAGAUCAAAGAGACCACCGAGUCCCUGCACUGUGACAUCAGCACGCUGAAGACCACCAUGCUGGAGGGCUUUGCUGGGGCUGAGGAUGCAAGAGCCCAAGGGGAGCUCAGCCGGGACAGGGGAUACCUCCAGUUGCUUUACAAGAAACCCCUGGACCCACGCAGCGAGGACCAGCUCAAAGAGAUCCGUAGACUGUACCAGUAUGUGAAGUUUGCUGUGGAGGAUGUGAACGAUGUGCUGGAUGUGGAGUGGGAGAAGCACCUAGAGAAGAAGAAAAAGCAGAAACACAUGAUUGUGCCGGAAAGAGAGGCCCUAUUCACAGCCCUGGCCAACAAUCUGGACAUUAUCAACCAGCAGAAGCAGAGGCUGGAGCAGCUGGUGAAGGAACUGCACAUCCUGCGGCUCUACAGAGAAACAGCAACCUGGAGUGCUCCACCGCUGCUACCUUCCCAGCCCAAACUCGCUCCUGCAGUCCAGACCACCGCUGUUACACCCACCAACACUCAACAAGGUCAAGACAAUGAGCUGGAAAGUCUGAGGAACGCAUUUCUAAAAGCCAGCCUGGAGGCCACUCCCAAGGGCACCUCAAAAUCUCCAGCCAAGAUGUCUCCAGUUAAGCAGUCCCAGUUACGCAAUUUCCUCUCCAAGCGGCAGACUCCUCCAGUUAGAUCAACUGCCCCAGCCUACCUGUCGCGCUCAGCCUUCCUCUCCCCCACAUACUACGAAGACCUGGAUGAAGUCAGCACCACGUCGUCUUUCUCCCAGGCCCUGGACCCCAACCACACCCACCCAGAGCUGGAGGAGGAGGAGGAUCUGGAACCUGAGCCCGCCCCCCUGCCUGUACUGUCCCCCGUGUCUGUGCCCAGGCACCCCACGGUAGUGAGGACCCCCUCAAUCCAGCCUGGCUUUGGAGCCAUCCAGUCAACACCCUUCAGCAAGGUCCACCACCCUGGGCUGGGACUGGGACUUAGCCCUAUCAUCAGCCCAGUUACAACCAAUAAGAUCCACAUGGGAGGGGCUGAUAGCACGGCACUAGCUACCAAAACAGUGAAACAUGGGGCCCCGCCCACUGAGAAGGCCACACCGGUCACCAUCCCUGCCCAACAGGCCGCAGCAACCGCUGCUCUCCGUAGGCAGAUGGCCAAUCAGAAACCAGCAGUCAGUGCUUCCCCGACAGAGUCUACGCUGAAGAAUAUCCCCCAGGUGGUCAACGUUCAGGAUUUCAAGGACAAGGGACCACCCAUGCCUGUCUCCACGGUGAUCAGCUCCUCAGUCCCAGCUCCUGCAGCCCAGGUGGUCCAACAGGUCUUGGCGACUGUGGCCACCACCAACCAGGCCAAACGGAAUUCCACCCAAGGGAUACUUAAGGUGUCCACAGAGGGUACGGCCGCCCCCCUUUCAGGGUUAGUGUUAGGCGAAGCCCCCAAACCAGAUGGCCUAGUCCCCUCUACCGUGGCCCAAUCUCAGGGGAUGCAGAGCAGCAAGGCCUUCUCUUUCACAACCACGUCUAUUAGUGGCUUCAGUUUCUCAUCAGUGACCCAAGAAGCUGCAAACUCACAAGUGAAGGAUGUGGCUAAAUUCUCCUUCAGUGGUAGCAGCAAUGCGGGCAAGAUGUUCUGCAAAGUGGAAGAGGGGCCUUUCUCUUUUACCCCCAAGUCCACCUCACCAGCCUUGGGAGGUGACAGUUUUCCCACACCCCCUCCAAGCAUGUCAGGGGAGGCUGGCCAGCCAUCUUCCAUCAGCCCUGCACUCCCAGUGGAGCCCCAAGGGCCUAAAGUAGGGGGGGAGACCCUGGGGAUUUUCUCUGGAUUGAGAGUAGGCCAAGGGGACGAAGAGGUUAAAGAUGUCACCAAGCCAUCUGCUUUCAGUUUUGGACAGCCCAACAAUGAAGGCGGGCUAGAUGUUAGUGCGGCACACUUUCAUUUUGGAGCAGCCUUACAGCAAGGAAAACCAGCUGAGGUGGAGUCUGAAGCUAAAGACUUGUCCAAGACCACCAAACCACCGGAACCAUCCUUUUGCAGCCUCUUGGCAGCGCCCGUUCCCUGUUCUUCCCCCAAUCCAGAGGAGAAGCCCAAAGCCCCCACACCUCUGUUGGACCCUACCCCUUCCCCAGAACGCAAGCCAUCCCUUGAACCUCAGAGAGAAGACACUCCUCCCCUCUCUGCUGGUUCUGUCCCUGCAGGUGACGUACCCCCCCCAUCCAACCCCUCACUCACAGCCUUGAUUUGUGAAAAAACCUCCACGCCCCAUGUCGCAACCCCUUCAGUGGCCCCUUUCCUGCCAGUGUCAGUCACCCCGCCUACUGAGGGUGGUAUCACUUCACUGCCCCUGCCCCCUAGCGUCAACCCUGAAUCAACCCAAGAAACCGCUCCAAAUCCAAUUUCCUCUCUUCCCCUAACUCUGGAAUCUGCCCCACCACCACCUCCCUAUCACCCCCUCGCCACCUCUGACAAGCCUGGGUCUAUUUGUUCCCAGCCCACUCCUCCUGAUGACACAUCCAUGGCAGUCCCCAACCUCACCCUAGUCAUCAAUACUGCCGCCCCCACUGCCACCACCCUCACCCCGACCGUGGCUAACAUUGCGCCGAUAUCCUCAGCCUCAGUCUUUGAGCAGCCUGUUCUGAUCCCAUCCUCCUCAGCCUCUGCCCCAGCCCUGGCCUCAGCCGCCACAAGCUUCUGCACUCCCAGCUUUGGCGCCAAUACCGGAGGAGGAGCCUUCGGCACCCAAACCGUAUUUGGACAGGGGGGUGGGUUUGGACAGCCUGCCCCUAAUACAACUGGCUCUGCUGCCAGCUUCGGCUUCGGCCAGUCGGCAUUUGGCACCAGUCCUGGAUUUAGCCAACAUGUGGCAACUGCCACCCCUGUAGCAGCAUCCAGUAGUGCCACUACAACCGCUGGAGGGAGUUUGUUUGGAGGCCCAAUUUCAAGCAAUGCCAGCUCCUUCUCGUUUGGCACCUCCAACAAUGCCAGUGCGGCCAGCAGCACAGGGAUUUUUGGGCAGAGUGCCACCCCGGGCUUCGGACAGCAGAGUUCUGGGUUUGGGCAGGGGUCUGUUUUCGGGGGCAACACCACCACCACGUCUUCUACUGGGUUCAGCUUCGGACAGCCCUCAGCUUUCGGAAGCUCCGCCACCUCUUCAGUGUUCGGACAGCAGCCCAGUGGAGGGAGUGUCUUCGGACAGCAGCAGCCAUCUGGCGGGGGUCUGUUUGGGUCAGGCUCCACUGCCCCAGCCGCCCCUGGUUGUGGGGUUUUUUUUAGUGGCCUGGGGGGAAAACCCAGUGAUGAUGCAGCCAGCAAGAACCCCUUUGGAGCUACACCAAGCACCGGGGGCUUUGGCCAACCCAGCCAGCCAGGUUCCAGUAGUCUGUUUGGAAGCAGCGGGGCCAAGACCUUUGGCUUCGGCCAGACUUCAUCCUUUGGAGAACAGAAACCCAGUGGCACCUUUAGCACUGCUGGAGGGAGUGUGGCUGCCCAAGGGUUUGGAUCCUUCUCCACCCCAGCCAAACCAGGUGGCUUUGGCAGCGCCCCCGUGUUUGGUAGCCCACCAGCUUUUGGGGGCUCCCCAGCGUUUGGGGGAGCUGCAGCCUUCAGUUCUGCCCCCUCCUUUAGCAGUCCUAUGGGAUCCACGGCCGGCAAAGUAUUUGGAGAGGGUACAGCAGCCGCCAACAUGGGAGGAUUCGGCUUUGCAUCACCACAGAGCGGGCCAACGUUUGGUUCUCUAGCCAGUCAGAGUGCAGCGCCGUCGUUCAGCAGCCUGGCUCAGCAGCAGCCUGCUUCAGGGUUCGGAGCUCCCCAGCCUGGCGGUUUUUCGGGCUUUGGACAGUCUGGAGCGGGAGCCUUUUCUGGAGGAUUUGGUUCCACCAAUCCACUCACUCCAAGAUGGCCUGGACUACAAUGAGACUACUUUCUUUUUAUGUUUUCACCUUGAGCUGCAUAAUAUUUCCAAAUGUCUGUAACAUUCAUGUUAAGAAAUGAACCAAAUAAAACACAUGUAUUUUGA
Molecule: messenger RNA, 6347 nt
Organism: Osmerus eperlanus (European smelt)
Lineage: Eukaryota; Metazoa; Chordata; Actinopteri; Osmeriformes; Osmeridae
Gene: nup214
Product: nucleoporin 214
Exons: 36
Coding region: 126-6245 (2039 amino acids)
Biological process (GO): RNA export from nucleus; protein import into nucleus
Cellular component (GO): nuclear pore
Molecular function (GO): protein binding; structural constituent of nuclear pore
Source: RefSeq, a predicted model, not a curated record